Molecule: messenger RNA, 438 nt
Organism: Hypanus sabinus (Atlantic stingray)
Lineage: Eukaryota; Metazoa; Chordata; Chondrichthyes; Myliobatiformes; Dasyatidae
Product: rho GDP-dissociation inhibitor 2-like
Exons: 2
Coding region: 1-438 (145 amino acids)
Biological process (GO): Rho protein signal transduction
Cellular component (GO): membrane; cytoplasm; cytosol
Molecular function (GO): protein binding; Rho GDP-dissociation inhibitor activity
Source: RefSeq, a predicted model, not a curated record
AUGCAGACAGGCGGAGAGAAGGAUUACACCCUAUAUGAUUUCCAAGAAAAAUCUUCUAUUUCUGACAUUGAGAUUCCUCUUCUGGAUCUGAAUGCACCCGACGUGACUGUGACUCGAAUAACUCUUCUCUGUGAAGAUGCAGCGAAACCGAUUGUCAUAAAUCUCACAGUGAAAAGCCCAGGCCCCUGUGAACAUUGCUGCAGAAAUGUGUUAUUACUCUCUCGCUUAGAGGAAAAGGCAGUUUUCAUGAUGGGCAGCUACGGUCCGCGGACAGAUGAGUUUGUGUCUGCGAAGGAAGACCUUCCCAAGGGGCUCCCAUCUCGCGGCAACUACCCCAUGAAAUCGAACUUCAUCGCCGAUGACAAGACUGAACACGCGAACCGUGAAUGGCUCCUGCGUCUCAAGAGGGACUGGGCUGAGAUUCCUGAUGCAGAGUGA